AUGCACGAGGAAUUCGAAGAAGCCAUAAAUGAAGUAUUUGACAGCCCAUCCGAUGUCAUCGUGGUUACCAAGCCAGGCGGCACAGUAGCUGUUCCUGGAACAAGUAAUCCGGCCAGUGGAACUACGCUACAAAAUGUGGGUGCCAGCCCCAAAACCAAGCUCUGGGCAUUUGCACCAGUACGCCCGAAGUACCCGUCCAAACCGACAGUUAGCAAUUCGAGUGUCAACGUCCUAUUCAUCCCGCCCUUGGGAACAGGAGAAUCUUGCCCACUCGAAAAAGAAGGAAAGAGAUCAUCCCAGUCGGUGAUGACAAGCAAUUUAGCAAAAGCGUACGCGGAAUCACAAUAA
Messenger RNA from Cyclospora cayetanensis, 348 nucleotides. RefSeq lists its product as uncharacterized. The record is from RefSeq and is a predicted model, not a curated record. The coding region runs from base 1 to 348 and encodes 115 amino acids. Lineage: Eukaryota; Apicomplexa; Conoidasida; Eucoccidiorida; Eimeriidae. The transcript is spliced from 4 exons.